AUGAACAAAUACAUUUUCGUCGCUUUUGCCCUAUUCGCUGUUUUUAUCAGCGUGAGGUGCCAAGAAGUCCUCGAAGAAGUCAAGCCCAAAUACGUCAAAACGCUCCUCACUCAAAGCAUGGAAAAAUUUGACGAAAGAUUGGAAAAGCUGGAGGAAACAUGCCCCGGAGUUAGCCCAAAACUGAAAGCAGCCGUCAAAUCUUUCAUCGAAUGUGACGAGAAAUUCGACGAUUCCUUGACGAUUUGCGAAUCCAUCCAAAGCUACACCUUGAACUGCAUCACACCGUUGCUUCAGGUGAUCGACGACUGUCUUCCGCAAAACGCUAAAGGUCUUCCCAUUCUGGGUGUCAAGAGCCUGCUUUCCGUGGCCGAUUUCAUGUGCAAACAAACUGGAGAGUCGAUUUUCGAACUGGCGAAUCCGUGUCUGUUGGAAGAUUCGGAAGAAACUAACGAAAAUAAUGAGUGCAAACACAAGAUAAAUCAGUUUAUUGAAAACUAUGAAGGUAAAGACGACAUUCCGACACGCUCUGAAAUUUGCACUCUUGCCACAGGCUUCAAGAGCUGCGUACGGAGAGAUGUUGACGGUCUUUGUAAGAACCAGAAGACGAGGGAUGUCGUUAAUGGACUUCUUGAUGCUGUGGUUGCACCGUGUAGCAACAUUAAUGAGUGUAAUGUUUGA
Molecule: messenger RNA, 678 nt
Organism: Zophobas morio
Lineage: Eukaryota; Metazoa; Arthropoda; Insecta; Coleoptera; Tenebrionidae
Exons: 4
Coding region: 1-678 (225 amino acids)
Source: RefSeq, a predicted model, not a curated record